GCUCUCUUGACAUUUGCUCACACACAGGAUGAGACCGCAGCAACUAAGACGUUGUGAGAGAGACGGGAGGAAGUAACAGGCAGAUUUCACAAGCUGCAAAGAAAGGCAGAGGCAGAGGGCACCUAUUGUUUGACUGAAGAAAAUUAGUUUGGGACUUACAACUAGUAUGGCUGCCUGGGAUCUGUCUGUGACAGUGGAGGAGCUUGGCCCAGAGGCCCCACCCCUCAAAGUUAGCGUGACCUCAGACCUGCACAUUGGUGGCGUCAUUCUCAAAAUUGUGGAGAAGACACAGAUAAAGAAGGAUUGGUCAGACCAUGCCCUGUGGUGGGAGCAGAAGCAGCAGUGGCUGCUCCGACCAUCCUGGACCCUUGAGAAGUAUGAGAUCCAUGCCGACGCUCGCCUGAGCCUCACCCCCCAGCACAAGCCUCUAAGACUGGGGCUACCCAACGGGACCACCCUGAGGCUUCAGGCCUGCUUCUCUCGUCCAGUCUUCCAAACGGUCAUGGGGGUCUGUCAUCUGCUGAACCUGCGUCACCCAGAGGAGCUGUCGUUGUUACGGCCAAUGGAGGUGAAGAAAAAGAAAAAAGACAAGGAGGCAGAAGAGGAAGUAGUAUACGAUCUAACAGGCCUUCGGACCUCAUCAGGUCCAGCUCACACCCUGUCCAAUGGCAUGCCUAUGCACUUUGCUGACUCACUGCAGACUGAGGCUGUGUAUAAGAUGUUGUCUGUCAGCCUACCUGCACCUGCUCCUGAGACUAUCACCAAGAUGCCCCGUCCAACCAGCCUUAUGGACAAGGCACAAGUUCACAGCAGAUGGCUGGAUUCGUCUCGUUCUCUGCUCCAACAGGGAGUGCAGGAGCAUGACAGGCUGCUACUACGCUUCAAAUACUACUGCUUCCAUGACCUGGAUCCCAAGUAUGAUGCGGUCCGUCUGACCCAGCUGUAUGAGCAGGCUCGCUGGGCCAUCUUGCUGGAGGAUGUUGACUGCACAGAGGAAGAGAUGAUGCUCUUUGCUGCCCUUCAGUACCACAUUGGUAAGGUGUCUCUGUCAGAGCCCCAGCCGAUGACAUCAUGUCCUGCCAUGGAUGAUCUUGACUCUGCCCUUCAGUGUUUGGAGGUGAAGAUGGAAGCGGAGGAGAGUAUCACUGCGGACAUGCUGGAAACAAUGACGGUAGCACCAGAGCUGCAGGACUACUUGAAAAUCUUCAGACCAAAAAGACUGACACUAAAGGGCUAUAAACAGUUCUGGUUCGCAUUCAACAACACAUCCAUCUCCUACUACAAGAGUAAAGAGGAGAGCCUCAAGGAACCCAUUCAGCAGAUGAACCUCAAAGGCUGUGAGGUGGCCCCAGACGUUAGUGUGGCUGGUCAGAAGUUCUGCAUCAGACUGCUGAUCCCUGGCGCUGAGGGCAUGAACGAAGUCUACCUACGCUGUGAGAAUGAGCUGCAGUACAGCAGGUGGAUGGCAGCUUGCCGUUUAGCCUCCAAAGGGAAGACACUAGCAGACAGCUCUUUCUCUAGUGAGGUGCAGAAUAUCCAGUCUUUCCUGGCCAUGCAGCGAACCAACCCUGGGGCCAAUAUUGCUCAGACUGAUGACAGCAUCAACACAUACAGCCUUGUAUCCCCACGCUACCACAAAAAGUACAAAGCCAAACAGCUAACUCCACGCAUCCUGGAAGCCUAUCAGAAUGUGGCCCAGCUCCCUCUAACAGAUGCCCUCCUCAGGUUUCUUCAAAUCUGGCAGGGUCUACCUGACUUUGGGGUGUCCUAUUUUGUGGUGAGGUUUAAGGGAUGCCGUAAAGAUGAAGUCCUUGGGGUCACCAACAACCGUCUCAUCCGCAUUGACCUCAGCAUAGGAGAUGUGGUGAAGACAUGGAGAUACAACACCAUGAGGCAGUGGAAUGUCAACUGGGAUAUUCAACAGAUGGCCAUUGAGUUCAAUGGCAAUGUGAACAUUGCCUUCAGCUGUGUGACUGCAACCUGCAAGAUUGUGCACGAGUACAUUGGGGGCUACAUCUUCAUGGCCACACGCACCAAAGAGCAGGCCGAGGUGUUGAACCAGGAGCUCUUCUUCAAGCUGACUGGUGGUCAUGAAGCCAUCUAAACAUCCAUGAAUAUCUGUAUCUCAGAAUGCACCUCUUCAUGGUUUUACGUUACAUGGACAUGCGGUCAGUUGAACCAUUUCCACAAUUGUAUUGUUAUUACUCGACCAUACAACAUGUUUUUCUGACGUUAUAAAAGUCAAUUUAGUUUUCAAAUGUUUGUGUAUUUUUGUAUUGAAAUGUAUUCAAUAGGUUACAUCAAUAAUAUUAAAUGAAUGGCAAGCAAAAAAAAUGGCUUAUUAUUUGCUCUGUUGUUGUGGUUGUUAAAAAUAAUAAGAUGUAAAAGGUGCACAGUUUUUUUUGUGGCUGACGGGGGAAACUUUUUGCCCACACUGCAGAUGGCUAUGUUGGUUUUGUUAUUGUCAUUAUUCAGAUUUUUCAGGGGGUUGCAGCAGCACCCUCAGCACCCCUACUUCCCAUGUCUAAGAGGCAGGCCUACAUUCACAGUCAGACAAAGGCUGUUUUAGGCUUAUCUCACAGGACUGAAUAAUUCAGCUUUAAUAGUUUCAAUUUUUAUUAGUCGUACAUUGAGCUCCAAAGUAUGUUUUGUUGUUGUUUUGGCUCUGUACUCCCACACUUUGGAUUUGAAAUGAUAGAAGGACUUUGAGGUUAAAGUUCAGACUGUCAGCUUUAAAUUGAGGGUAUUUUCAUCAAAAUCUGGUGAAACGUUUAGAAAUUAAAGCACUUUUUGUACUUAGUCCCCUCCAUUUUAGUGGGCUAAAAGUAUUGGGACAAAUUCCCUUAUAUGUGUAUCAAAGUAGUAAAAAGUGAA
This is a messenger RNA of Oncorhynchus mykiss (rainbow trout), 2874 nucleotides long. Its product is annotated as fermitin family homolog 3. The record is from RefSeq and is a predicted model, not a curated record. Gene Ontology annotation, cellular component: cell-substrate junction. Gene Ontology annotation, molecular function: integrin binding. Gene Ontology annotation, biological process: leukocyte cell-cell adhesion; integrin-mediated signaling pathway; integrin activation. Lineage: Eukaryota; Metazoa; Chordata; Actinopteri; Salmoniformes; Salmonidae.